GCCAGUCGCCCACAACUUCACACCAGUCCAGUCAACAAUGAAUUUUCGGUACUUUCUUGUUUGUUUACCAUGGUUUACUGUUUCGUAGUUUUCAUGUAGGCUCGGAGAAAAGGUGUGAGGAGUCAUUUGAAGGUCGCAUCUGCGACACAACUAGACAGUAGAAAGCUCGUUUCCUUUGCCCGCACGAUGUCCAAUGGAGGAGGCAGUGCGGAUAAAUCAGGCAGCCAUACGUAUCACAAGAAGACGUUUCGACCUGGCAGUGUAUGCCAUUACUGUGGAGAGCAUGUCUGGGUUUCCGGCUAUACCUGCAAAGUCUGCCGGUUUGUCACUCACGAAAAGUGCAUGAACGAUGUAACAACACCCUGUACAAGCGUGGCUCCUGUUCUUGUCAAGGACCCCGUCGCGCACCGCUGGGGAGAGAAACAAAAGUUCAAGCGUACUUUCUGCAAUGUGUGCAGGAAGCGAAUGGACGACAGCCUUGGAUAUCGCUGUGAAGUCUGCAAGUACUAUGUACAUGCUAGCUGUAAUCAGUUCUGCGUGCAGGACUGCAAGCGUGUGGCCACGUACAAUCCACAUGUGCCCCCAGAAGAGUUGGGAGUGCAGCUGCAUCACUGGAGAGAAGGCAACCUCAAGCCAUCCUCCAAGUGUGCUGUGUGUAAGAAUGUCUGCAGCUCCCAGGAGUGUCUAGUGAGUCUACGCUGUGCGUGGUGCUGCAAAACCGUGCACUCCAGCUGUCGCCAGUUUCUGGAUAUCUCCUGUGAGUUUGGAGCUUUGAAGCACCUGAUGUUGCCUCCAGCAUCAGUGUCGAUGCCGAACAUGGCCAUGACUGUCUCGGGCCCCUCAUCAUCCCGGAGUAGUAUGUUUGGCAGCCGCGAGGACUUGUCAACUGACUGUGUAUCGUGUUCAACAGCACUAGAAGAUACAGUGAGCAUCAGUGAUGCAAACAGUGAUGGAAUGUCGAUUUGUAGCAACACGAUAAAGCUGAAAGUAUACGAUGGCCAUUCCCGGCGUCAGUAUAAGUCUAUACGUGUGUCGUCUGAUGCUACGGCAACGGAAAUCCUGUCCUGUGCCCUGCAGGAGUAUCAAGUGCCGGCAUCAGAUAGCAGAAUGUUCAUGAUUGGCGUGGAGAGAGGCGCCAUGGUUGCGCCACUCGAUGACCUAUCAGAGUGUACCGUUGCAGCGCUCCAAAACGGCCCACCGCUCGUCAUACGCUCGCGUUCGUCGGAGAACGAGGACAUGGUUAUUCGGGUCUUCCCAGGCCAGUUCCCCUCCGCUGCCGACUUCAAAACGCUGUCAGUAUCGCCAAUCACCACGGCCCAAGAGGUAGUGGCCACUGCGCUAACCAAGUAUGGCAUACCUUUCGCAGACACUGACCUGGAUGACUUCGGCCUUAUCGAAGUGAACCUUUUCGAAGGUGUUCGCGAGCGGUUGCUGGACACUCACGAGAAGCCAUGGAAGAUCCUGCACGACGCCGGUAAGCGGUCUGUUCGCCAUGUCCAGCUGACGCGCUUCUACCUGAAAAACCUGCGCACGAAAAACAGCGUCCACCUCUAUGUAGGCAACCUGCCCACUAGCUGGGAGGUUGAGCGUUACAGCGAGAAGCUGAAGCAAGCUAUGGGUCUCAUCGGCACCGGCAAAGUGGAGAUCGGUCCUAUCUUCCCAACGUUUGGCGCGGUUAUUAUUCAGUUCACGAACAGCGCUGACGCGUUAGAGGCCUACCUUCAGCUGAAGACGGCUAUGCUGAUCGAGCAGAAGAAACCUGUAGUGAUUAUCAUUCCGGAGAUUGUGCCAGAAAUUAUCAAGGACGACUGCUCGCCUGUGCUGGCCUUUGUCAAUGAGCGCAGCGGAGGCGGCCAGGGUGUCAACCUGCUGACAGCAUUCCGCCGCUUUCUCAACCCGCACCAGGUGUUCAACCUGUCAACCGGUGGCCCACUGCCGGGUCUGUACGCGUUCCGCAACGUGCCGUCCUACCGCCUGGUCGUGUGCGGCGGUGACGGGACCGUCGGUUGGGUGCUCAGCUUGCUCGACGAGCUGCGACCGAUGCUGAAGUGCCAAUCGCCAGCGGUGGCCGUCAUACCCCUGGGUACGGGUAAUGACCUGGCGCGCGUCAUGAAGUGGGGCUCUGGUGUCGGCACGUCCAGCAGCAAUGUGCUGGAGCUGCUGAUCGGCAUCAACGAGAGCGAGACCAUCUCCAUGGACCGGUGGGUGAUCCGGUUUGAGAACGACGCCGGGGCCACGCGCAGCGCCGUCGACAACCUGAUCACGUCCGAUGGUGAAGCGCACGUGCCAGGAGAAGUGGACGCCGGCCUCAUGACAGUCGAGUCCUUUCUUGCGUGCUCCGUGAACCACUGGUCCACGGCCAUGGAGGAGCAGUCGCAAACGUUCAUCAUGAACAACUAUUUCGGCGUGGGCAUCGAUGCCGACAUUGCCCUCAAGUUCCACUUGAAGCGCGAGGAAGCCCCGGAGAAGUUCAACAGCCGCAUCCACAACAAGGGGAUGUACCUGAAGAUGUCGCUGGCCAAGAUGAUGCAACGUAGCGGCAACCUCUGCAAGCAGCUUCCGCGCGUGCUCUCGAUCGAAGUGGACGGUGAGCUGGUCAAGAUGCCCAGCGGUGUGGAAGGCAUCAUUAUCUUGAACAUCAGCAGCUGGAUGGCCGGGUGUGACGCGUGGGGAUCGGAUCGCGACGACAAGUUCAAGCCGGCAGCGCUGAACGACGGAAUGCUGGAAGUGAUCGGUGUCCAGGGCGUGAUGCACCUUGGCCAGAUCCAAGGUAACAUACGCGGCGGCCUGCGACUUGCGCAGGGCUCCAGCCUCGUCCUGACCAUGGCUUCGCCAAUGCCCGUGCAGAUUGAUGGCGAGCCGUGGCUCCAGCCGGUCAGCCGCUGCACGGUGCAGGCCGGUCACUCGGCGCAGAUGCUGCGACGACUGAAGAAACAGCACUCGGGGGCCACCGCUAACAGCUGAGCAGUCAGCCAUAAUGUACGUGAGUCUCUCUCCUAUUGCUCCUUGUUGAUAGUACGCUAUGUCGUUGUGGCUGCAUUGGAUUGCCAUGCUCGGCUGCCUUGCCAUGGGCACAUCGUGUUCUCUCUUCUCUCUCUUUUUUUACGAAACCCGUCCGCUCUUCCCAGUCUGUACUGAAACGACUUGAGCCCUCGCCUUGAGUGUACAGCUCCCCCCCCCCCCCCCCCCCGGUCCGUCUGUCCGUUCCUGUUUCCCUGAACUUGGCUUCAUCCAUCUUCAUUCUGUCUUUCGUCAGCAAGUCACUGUCGCUGUCCUGCAUGUACAUAGUAGCUAUCUGAACACACAUUUCUUAUCCAGCUGGCUGUCUGUUAAACGCUCUUUUUUCGCCCCUGUUGUAUUCCGUCUCAUCCGUCCUGUUCGUGCAACCUCCCUGCCCAUACUCGACACAUAGCAAGCAAGCACACCCGUCAAAUUAUAGUUUGUACGACGUACACGCAGUAAACAUUAUCAUUAUAUUUAGAGAACGUUGUACAGUCCACCUCUCAUUCAUGCCCACCACGUAUCUGUUUUCUCUGGCAUAGGAUAGCUGUGCAGUGCAGCAUGCGUGCGUGCUGUCGUUGCUCGCUCGCUCUCUGCACAGCGACCACCUUGCCAGCCAUACCUUUAUCUACUAUCCAGCAUGCUAAACAUCCUAGGUUCAUGUGCUUGUUCAUAACUACAAUCUAAAAUCGCUUUUCUUCUCAUCAAAUCCCAUACAGCUAAUGAUAAACUGCUCAGCUCUGUGCUUUCCUUCGUCUGCAUUAGAGGAAUUGUUUCUCCCUAUCAAGCCUCUUCUCUUCCAUUAUCCCUAUCUUAGAACUUAAUCGUAGCUGUGUAUGUGUUUCUCUUCUCUCUCUCUCUCUCUCUCUCUCUCUCUCUCUCUCUCUCUCUCUCUCUCUCUCUCUCUCUCUCUCUCUCUCGCUCUCUCGCUCUUCUUUGUCGCGUCAUGGACGUCGUAAUCGUUGCAUGCAGGAUUGUGCCCUCUGUGGUCCAUGACAAAAACUAGUUCCUCAUUAUA
Sycon ciliatum is the source of this 4018-nucleotide messenger RNA. RefSeq names its product diacylglycerol kinase theta-like. The coding region runs from base 187 to 2964 and encodes 925 amino acids. The transcript has a single exon. The record is from RefSeq and is a predicted model, not a curated record. Gene Ontology annotation, molecular function: ATP-dependent diacylglycerol kinase activity. NCBI's taxonomy places the organism in Eukaryota, Metazoa, Porifera, Calcarea, Leucosolenida, Sycettidae.